This is a messenger RNA of Ahaetulla prasina, 4761 nucleotides long. RefSeq names its product leucine rich repeat neuronal 3 (gene LRRN3). Gene Ontology annotation, molecular function: protein binding. The transcript is spliced from 2 exons. The record is from RefSeq and is a predicted model, not a curated record. NCBI's taxonomy places the organism in Eukaryota, Metazoa, Chordata, Lepidosauria, Squamata, Colubridae. The coding region runs from base 838 to 2964 and encodes 708 amino acids.
GCAGAGAAAGGAGAGCUCCGUGUAUUUGUAUCCUAAACAGUAAUGUCAUCUAAAAGAUAGGUUGUCUCAGCCAACCAGCCUAGAGCAGCAGCAAGUCCUACAUCUUGGCACUCUAAAGCUAUUGGUUCCCCUCUGGGGAGUGGAGAGUUAUUAAUGACCACUGAGCAGGCAGCACCAUGUCAUUGUGACAACUGAUCGGGUGAAUGAUGCACCACUAACCACCAUGGAAACGAAAAGAAAGAAGAAGAAAAGCUAGAAGCCUCUCAGUCUCUCUCCCUCCCUCCCUCCCUCUCUCCCUUCCACCUCCUUCCCUGGAUUGUGAGCUUCUGAAAGCCAGUACAGAGCUCUGGAAAAAAGUACAGGAAAUUAGCAGGCUAAACAGAGAUUCUCUCCUCUUAUAGGAUAUAGAGACCGCACUAAUAUUAUCUGUGCAGAUACCGACUCAGCUUCCUAGCUUUAAAUCAAUAUGUGGCUACCUGAAUUAAGGAAUAAAAUAUGCACGAGUAUUCCAGGACUAAAUUUACUUUUGUAGGGUUAUUUUCCCCAAACAAACAAAAAUGAAAAAAGAUGUAAUGGAAUUUAAAAUGAUUCCAGUUAUAUAAACAAGCUACUUCCUUUGAUAUCUCCUUCUGGAUAUAUUUGAUUUAAAGAAUCUAUUCAUGUGAUUAUGUCUCUUUAAAUUGAGACAUAGUGAUUAUAAAGAUUUCCAAAAAGCAAAGGAACAUUGUGUUUUUGCAGCAUGCACUAUUUGACAAAUUCAAGUGACUGUCUUAUCAAAUAACCAACCCUUACUGUACAUAAAUCUGUACAAUUUAUUUUCUGAAAUCCGGAGCUAAGAUGAAGGACAUGUCAGUCAAAAUUUACUUUUUACUUGGCCUAACUAUCACUGCUCCAGUACAAGCUCUGGAUAAGAAAAUAGACUGCCCACAGUCAUGUUCCUGCGAGAUACGACCGUGGUUUACUCCUAGGUCAAUAUACAUGGAGGCAUCAACAGUAGACUGCAGUGAUUUAGGUCUUUCUUCUUUUCCACCUCAACUUCCUGUUAAUACACAGGUACUACUUCUACAAGCAAACUGUAUUAAAAAAAUUGAAUACCCUCGAGAAUUUCCUGUAAACCUUACUGGUUUGGAUUUAUCCCAGAACAGUUUAUCCACAGUGGCUACUAUCAAAUUUCAGAAGAUAACUCAACUUCUUUCAGUAUAUCUAGAGGAAAACAAACUUAUAGAAUUGCCUGACAGAUGUUUCUUUGGACUUAAUAAUCUCCAAGAGCUUUACAUUAAUCACAAUCUACUUUCUACAAUUGCAUCAGAGGCUUUCACAGGCCUCGAUAACCUUCUUAGGCUUCAUCUCAAUUCAAACAAUCUGCAAAUAAUUAACAGCAAAUGGUUUGAAGCUAUUCCUACGCUGGAGGUUCUUAUGAUUGGAGAAAAUCCGAUAAGCAGAAUUGAAGAUAUGAACUUUAAACCCCUUAUAAAUCUGAGGAGCCUGGUUUUAGCAGGCAUAAAUCUCAGAGAAAUACCAGAUAAUGCCUUGGAUGGUCUUGACAAUUUAGAAAGCAUCUCUUUUUAUGACAACAGAUUAAUUAAAGUGCCCCACAAAGCCCUUCAAAAGGCUACAAAUCUUAAAUUUUUGGAUCUAAACAAAAACCCCAUUAACAGAAUACAAAGAGGGGAUUUUAGCAAUAUGAUACACCUGAAAGAAUUGGGAAUUAAUAAUAUGCCUGAACUGAUAUCUAUAGAUAACCUCGCUGUUGAAAAUUUGCCAGAUUUGAGGAAAAUAGAAGCAACCAAUAAUCCGAGAUUAUCGUAUAUACACCCUAAUGCAUUCUAUCGCCUUCCACGGCUAGAAUCACUCAUGCUCAAUAGCAAUGCACUGAGUGCCCUGUAUCACAGUACAAUUGAAUCUUUGCCCAAUCUCAAAGAAAUUAGCAUACAUAGCAACCCAAUGCAUUGUGAUUGUGUCAUUCGAUGGAUUAAUAUGAAUAAAACGAACAUUAGAUUCAUGGAGCCAGAGUCACUAUUUUGUGUAGAUCCUCCUGAAUUCCAAGGCCAGAAUAUCAGGAUGGUUCAUUUCAGGGAGAUGAUGGAAAUUUGUCUUCCACUGAUAGCCCCAGAAAGUUUUCCUGUAAAUUUAAAUUUAGAAACAGGUAGCUAUGUUUCCUUACAUUGUCGAGCUACUGCUGUUCCAGAACCUGAAGUAUAUUGGAUUACCCCAUCAGGACAUAAGAUUUUACCCAAUACUGUUUCUCUUAAAUAUUAUGUACAUUCAGAAGGAACAUUAGAGAUAAGUGAUAUAACACAAAAAGAAAGUGGCCUAUACACAUGUAUAGCAACUAAUUUAGUUGGUGCAGAUUUAAAAUCCAUUAUGAUUAAUGUGGAUGGUUCUUUUCUCCAGAAGAAUCACAAAUCUUUCUCUAUAACGGUAGAAGAAGUACGCUACAAUUCCAUAUUAGUAUCCUGGAAAACAAAUUCUAAAAUUGUGAAAUCUAACAUUAGGUGGACUGCCUUUCCAAAAGAUGGAAACUCCCUGAUCUCUCAGAGUUUUCGAAUUCCAUCACACCAAAAGGUCUAUAAUUUUACUCAUCUCACCUCAUCAAUGGAAUAUAAAAUUUGUAUAGACAUCCCUACUAUCCGCCUUCAGAAUGCAAGACAGUGCAUCAAUGUUACAACAAAAGAAUUGGAUUUGGCAAUGAGAAAUUGUGAGAACAGCAUCAACAGCACUAUAGUUUUCUGCCUUGGUUUUCUUUUAGGAUUCUCUUGUGUUGCUGCUCUCCUCAGCUGCAUCUGUCAUGAAAUGAACUGUAAUGCAGGACACAGAUUUUUCAGGAAUUAUGUGAAGAAACAAUUCUUUUCUUUCAGUGAACUUUAUCCUCCUUUAAUCAGUUAUUGGGAUGCUGAUAAAGAGAAAAGCACAGUCCUCAAAGUGCAGGCCACAGUUGUAGAGGUUCCAACAAACAUGUCAUGAAAGUAAAGGUUAUUGGACUUGUUGCUUUAGGGUGGCAGUAUCAAGACUCUCUUCUAUUGUGCUCAGUUAAAAGGUGAAAAAGGAUUCCUUUAUGGAAACUUAGUGAUUACAAAUGGUGGUUACAAAUACAAAUAUUUACUGGUAUAGUAUUUUUUUUAUAAAGGAAACACCUGUGUUUGGAAGUUCUAUACCAACCAAACUGUUUUCUAAGACUUUAUAUGAGAUUUCUUAAGAACUUCUAAGAGGUACUUAAUGCUGUCUAAACAAAUAGAUAAGAUUUUUUUCUGUAUUUGUUGUUUUUUAAUUAAAUGUAUAAUAGUGGAACUAAAUAAGGCCCUCCUCCUGUGUUAUAUGAUACACUUAGAUGAGUUUUGCAUAAACGAAUAAAACUAGAAUUGACCUAUAGUGUAAUAAAAUGAACAAAUUCUGUAGAGUAGACACGGUAAAUAUGUGAAACUUUUUUAUCAUGAAAAAUACAACUUUUGAUUACAAUCAAAACAGCUUCAGUAUUUUUCUUUCUAAAGACAUUAAUCUGGAAUAUAUGUAUCUCCAAUACAUAUUUUAAUUUCUAAUAGAGAUAUGUUUCUGAAAAAAUGCACAUGUGAUUUUUGAAAGCUUGUUUGAAUUGUGCAGUUGCAAUACGAUCCUAAAUAUUCCUACAUAACUUUGGACUAGGCAAAUCAAUUUUCACAAAAUAACACGAUAAUAAUGUCCUUGGAAUGAGAUUUAAUUUAUAAAAGGCAUGCAGUAAUUUAUGAACUACUCUUUUCAUGUACGUAAAAUUAAUUGCACAGUGUCCUAAUUAUAUGGAUCUUUACCCAAAAAUGAAAUCACUACAUUCAAUUAGAUUUGUUCUUUUAAGAGAGCAAUUUCACAGCCUGGUUGGUUGCAUCAUAAAGUUCUAAUAUAUCUAAAAAGUUGCUGGCAAUCUACCAGUGUAGAAAAGGGUGGAAAUGCUGCUUCUUUUGUUAAAGACAAUAAGAAGGAAAUGAAUUUUAGGUCAGAUGAUCAUUUCUCCAGUUUAAAAUCAUAUGAGAUUGAAUAAAGUCAGCAGUCAGAAAGAAGAAAAAGAGGUAAAAAUGAAAACACGUAAAGCUACAAAAUGGAUCAAGGUAGAAAAUUGACCUUCCGAGAAAGCAAAGAUCCUGUUGAUCCAUGAAGAAACAGUCAGGAGAUGUUUGCGACAACUGAAACACACACACACACCAGUUUAAGAAAAGCUGCCACCACAAAGCAUCGCACAGUGUAAUUACACAGCAGGCGCAGGCUCUCCUAUUGGGACCCUUUGGUUACCCCCACCCCACGAUGGACCAAAGAAAGAAGUCUUUAAAAAUUUUCUACUGCCAAGCAAAAUUUUACUCCUGAGAUGUCUUUUUUCUCAGAUUGGCUCAGGUUUGGCUGUAAAUAUGUGGAUGAUCAUUAGAUGGCAGCAAAAAGAGGCAGUAAAAUCUAAAUCUUUGCUGCCAUCAAGUGCAUGUGAUCUAACAUUUAUUGUUGAUAGUUCUAAGAUCAGCAUUCCUUCACUUUGCAAUUUAUUAGACUUCUUUUACCUGCCAUCUAUAUGUCCUAAUUUUACGAUCUCAGCUGGUGAUUAUAUUACAAAGGGGAAAAUAUACAUCUUAAAAGUAUUACCUAUAUCAAUAGAUACUCCCUGUUCUGUGUCAGGAUUUUCAGAAGUAAAUUGCUGUUUACCCAGUUUACACUUCAGAUUUUCCACUAAAUAAGAAUCUUUCGAAAGAGAAUUUCAUUAAGCACAAAAAGGUUUAAGUUUCAAUGACCAUCAAUGAGAAACUGAUG